GGGCAGCAGGAGAUAAAUAUUCUGGUGCAUUCUUCUCUCCAUCACUUUGUGUCUCUGUCUGCAUCCACAGCAUCUACACAGAAAGGGGGAAUUGAAAUAGCCAAGAUGCCAGAGAAAGCACCUGAGAGGAAAUCUAAAAUCUCAGCUUCUCGCAAGCUCAUGCUGAAGAGCAUGAUGGUGGCCAGGGCCAAGGAGGAGCUGGAGCAGGAGUGGGAAGAAAAAGAGGAACAGAAAGCAAAGUACCUGGAAGAAAAAUCUCCUGCGAUUCAGAUCUGUAACAUGUCCCUACAAGAGCUACAGACGUUAUGUGAAGAGCUGCAUGCCAAAAUAGACGUGGUGGACGAGGAGCGGUAUGAUAUCGAAGCCAAAGUCUUGCACAACACCAGAGAGAUCAAAGACCUGAACAUCAAGGUGGUGGACCUGCGGGGGAAGUUUAAGAGACCCAGUCUGAGAAGGGUGAGGGUCUCUGCUGACGCCAUCCUGCGCUCCCUACUGGGCUCCAAACACAAGGUCUCUUUGGACCUGCGGGCUAAUCUUAAAUCAGUCAAGAAGGAAGACACAGAGAAGGAGAAGACAGCAGAGGUGAGUGACUGGAGGAAGAAUGUGGAGGCCAUGUCGGGCAUGGAGGGCCGCAAGAAGAUGUUUGAUGCAGCGGUGGGCCAAAACCAGUAGCUGGCUUUCAUCUCACAUCAAAUACCAUCACUUGAAAAAAAAACAGGAAGGGCAGAAUAUAGCACAAAACAUGAAUGCAUAAACUCUGGAGCACUUCACAGGGUCACAGAGAGUUCUUGGUAUACUUUACAUCAGACCGGAAUUACGUCACCCAGAGUAGGCUUAUAUGACCAUGCCACCUUUGGGGGGAUAACAAUCCCGCGUCCCUCCCUCCAUGUCUCCAAACUUCUACUUUAAACAAACCGGUAAUAGUAAUAACGCUAUGCCGAAGAGUUGCUGUGUAGUUGGUUGCACCAACAAUAAAUCCAAAAACGCUGAU
This is a messenger RNA of Sebastes umbrosus (honeycomb rockfish), 991 nucleotides long. Its product is annotated as troponin I, slow skeletal muscle-like. Lineage: Eukaryota; Metazoa; Chordata; Actinopteri; Perciformes; Sebastidae. The transcript has 8 exons. Gene Ontology annotation, cellular component: troponin complex. Bases 106 to 672 code for a protein of 188 amino acids. Gene Ontology annotation, biological process: muscle contraction. The record is from RefSeq and is a predicted model, not a curated record.